Owenia fusiformis is the source of this 1019-nucleotide messenger RNA. Lineage: Eukaryota; Metazoa; Annelida; Polychaeta; Sabellida; Oweniidae. The record is from the annotation of a GenBank genome assembly.
AAAAAAGAAAAAUGGACCAAGUUCAAGCUCGAGUGCAAAGUGCCAUCACUGAAGCGGUGAAUACGCUUGAUAAGGAGCAUUUGAGAAAAAUGCAGGCUGACAUGUACAAGUGCAGUGCAGCAUGUUGUGAGAAACCCUACUAUAGCAUGGACCAAGUGCAGAACUGUGUAGAGAAGUGCUCUGGUCCUAUCAACCAGGGCCAGAGAUUCAUGCAAACAGAGAUGCAGAAUUACCAGGACCGUUUGCAAAGAUGCGCCCUUGAUUGCCAAGAUACUAUACGUGAUAAGGUGGGCCCAAAUACAAGUGAGGCUGAAGUUGCAAAACACAAGAAGGACUUAGAGAAAUGUGUCGUUAAAUGUGCUGAUACACAUAUAGGAGCCAUACCAUCUAUGUUGACACGUAUGAGAGAUACUCUGAAAAAAUUGGAAUCUGCCAAUGCAAGCUGAAUGUUUGGGAUAUUUAGGAAAUUCUAGCGUAGGAAAUUAAUAAGAGUGAUUGAGUGAGUGGUGAUUUUAGCUGGAACUCUGACUUUAUUGGAUAUUUUCACCCUGAUUCAAUUGUAACAUAUUGCAUUAUCACUAGUUAUUAAGAGAAUAUCAUCUUAGAUAUCCAAUUUAAAGAAUCCCAUCAUUUUGUGUUCUAAUGAUGGAAAUUGUUUAUAGAAUGAAUAAUAGAUGGUGUGCAUGGUAGAUCAUAAAAAAUGUAUCCAAAUGGCUGAAUAGAUAAAUUGAAUAUAAACUACAUACUGUUUUAUGUCUCGAAUAUUUGAAGGUAACAUUCAUAAUAAAAAACAACCUUGAAUCAUGUUAUCACCUAAAAAUCUGGAAAAGCCCUUUACAAAAAAAAACUUCGGUACUAUGCAUGCAUCCCUUUUGAUUCGGGGCAAGAGAUUUGGUUGUAAAGAUGUGAUUAUGGUCGAAAUGACUGUUUGUUUCUGGUUUCAACUUAUACUCUCUUCAUCACAGACUAUAGUCUCUAGUAUCUCCAUUAUCAUGACAAAAGGAAAACCUGAAAUAAAC